This is a messenger RNA of Saccharomyces cerevisiae S288C, 1239 nucleotides long. RefSeq names its product Ldo45p (gene LDO45). Bases 1 to 1239 code for a protein of 412 amino acids. Lineage: Eukaryota; Fungi; Ascomycota; Saccharomycetes; Saccharomycetales; Saccharomycetaceae. The transcript has 2 exons. The record is from RefSeq and is marked reviewed. Gene Ontology annotation, cellular component: endoplasmic reticulum membrane; lipid droplet.
AUGGCAGCCAGGAAUCGUAGAAAGAAUAACAAGAAAAAGUCCCUUUUGGUAACGAGUGCCGCUCAAGAAAAGAAUGCGACGUAUGUGCUCGUUGCAGAGGAAUUACAUAAAAAAACAAUCGAUCUAAACAUGGGUACUGAAACACCUUUAACGGAAAACCACGAGAAUCCUAUACCAGCGAAAGAAUUCAAGCACCAGCAAAAAUUAGAGCCAAUAGACGAACAUGAUGAUGGCGAAGACGAAUUAUCGAUAAAAUUUAAGUCCAUGACAAAAAGCUCGGGGCCUAUUACUGAGGCUGAAGUUCAAAAGCUGCUCCUAAGCUAUGCCUUCACAAGUGCUGCAAUACAGGAGGACGAAAACGAGAAAGAAUCGCGUCACUAUCCUAUUAAACCGCCUUCGCCAUCAGCUUCUUCUUUGUCCGCCUAUUUUCAAUCCUUCGUUGAAAAAUGCAAACAGGUUUUCUACAACUUCAGUCUGCAAACAGUAGAAAAAUUAAAUGCUCUACAAAAUAGCUUGUACGAAGUAUUUUGGAUUAUUUUUAUUUAUUUAAACUACUGGUUCCCCAAUGUGGGUGACUAUGUGAGCAAUACUUUUGGACAACAAGAUAGCAUUAUUAUUAGGAUUUCCCUAUCAAAGAGUCAUUUCCGUGCACUUCGUGAAAAAUCCAGUCAGAAAGUUCAGCAAGCAGUCAAGAAUAUCUACUUUUGUUUCCAAGAAAAGCCUUACCUGACAGCGUUCAAAGUCUCCUUUGCCAUUGGACUUGUUAUUCCGUGUUCCCUACUUUUUUUGAUAAUGGUUUCUACCGCUACAUUUUUCUUUUUUGUUUACUUAACCCUUUUCGUAGUGAUAGGUUUCUUCUCCUCAUUAUUCAUAAUACCCUUAUUGGGCAUUUCCUUUGUGUUUGCCAUUGGCGUGGUAUCAUUUGGCUUCUGCAGCAACAUGAGUUUCAAAAUGGCCCAACUCAUUUAUGUCCGAGCUGACGCCUUCUUGAAAAAAGUCCUCGACAAAAUGGCCCUACAAACACAGCCGGCACAACUACAGGAACCACAGGAGCCACUUUCCACAUUAAGGCCAGUAUCUAAUCCAACUAUUCCAAGCCCAUUAAGACAAACGGCGCGCCCUUCUAAAUUCGUCACCGAAGAAGAUGUUAUUUUCGAACCUGUUAGUGCUCAAAGCGCCAUUGCCCGUUCAUUAGAGACUACUGCUAAUAAAGCGGGUAAUAAGUUCCAGCUCUCUUAA